Molecule: messenger RNA, 375 nt
Organism: Nerophis lumbriciformis (worm pipefish)
Lineage: Eukaryota; Metazoa; Chordata; Actinopteri; Syngnathiformes; Syngnathidae
Source: RefSeq, a predicted model, not a curated record
AUGCCUGAGCCGUCAAAGCCAGCGCCCAAGAAGGGCUCCAAGAAAGCUGUCAACAAGUCCGUCAAUAAGGCGGGCAAGAAGAGAAAGAGGGCAAGGAAGCAGAGCUACGCCAUCUACGUGUACAAGGUGCUGAAACAAGUCCACCCAGACACCGGGAUUUCCUCCAAGGCCAUGAGUAUCAUGAAUUCGUUCGUCAACGAUAUCUUCGAGCGCAUCGCAUCUGAGGCCUCUCGCCUGGCACUCUACAACAAACGCUCCACCAUCACCUCCCGGGAGAUCCAGACCGCUGUCCGCCUUCUGUUGCCCGGGGAGCUGGCCAAGCACGCCGUGUCUGAGGGCACCAAGGCCGUCACCAAGUACACCAGCUCCAAGUAA